UUGAUUGGUCUACGUCAUCAGUAUGAGCCGCUGUUCGUUUACAUGGCCCUAGACCACUGCGGUCUGCUGGCUUCGAAGGCUCUUGUAACGAUUGCUGUACAGGCAGCGUUCCGGGGCGUCGUCUGCCGUUCAGGCUCUGCACCUGUUGUCGCUACUAUACGGGAGGUUUUUCUUUACAGACGAAAAUGAAUGAAUGGACACCUUUAGCCAAGGCAUAUGAUCCGCUUAAAGCUGGAAGUAUUGAUGGCACAGAUGAAGAACCUCAUGAUCGUGCUGUCCUUCGGGCAAUUUUGGCCCGUUAUGUCCCCAAUAAAGGCGUGGUUGGGGACCCCCAGUUGACUUUGUUCGUGGCUCGCUUAAGCCAACAAACAACAGAGGAAAAACUAAAAGAAGUCUUUUCUCGCUAUGGAGACAUUCAGAGGAUUCGAUUGGUUAGAGAUUUCAUCACUGGCUUUUCAAAGGGUUAUGCUUUCAUCGAAUAUAAACAGGAGAGUGCCAUAAAAAAAGCAUAUAGAGAUACCUACAGGCUAGUGAUAGAUCAGCGGGAAGUCUUUGUGGAUUAUGAACUGGAAAGAACUCUGAAAGGAUGGAUCCCCCGGAGGCUAGGAGGCGGAUUCGGUGGUAAAAAGGAGUCAGGACAGCUGAGGUUUGGAGGCCGUGAUAGACCAUUUAGAAAGCCAAUUAAUUUGCCAAAGUUUCCAAGUAACAGUCGACUAGAAGGCCAUGGAGAAAAAAGACAAAGGUCCCGCUCCAGGGAAAGGUCAUAUAACUGGAGAGGGAAGAAGUCAGAGUACACAAGAGAAAGAGGAAGAGAUAGUAGGUGGCCACAGAGCUCUGACAGAGAGCAUACUACAGAAAGACAAUACAAAGAGGAAAGGAACAGAGACUGUGAGAGAGAUGACAAAGACAGGAAAAGAAGAGAAAGCAAAAGGGAAAGAAGCAGAGAGCGAGAGCACAGAAAAUGAAUAUAUGUUAUACAGUUGUAAGUGGAUCCUGUGGAAUUACCUGGAGUUUAGCAUUAAAUACCAAUAUGUGGUCUAAUUGUUUCUUAAAUUCACAAAUUUAGACAAACACAAAUCUUAUGUGGCAUUUCCACAACAAAUCUUUUAACUAUUCUUUAGAGGACUUGUAUAAUUGUUUUGUUGCAUCACCCAGUGUUUAUUCAGCUUGAGGUCAUAGACUUCCACCUUACAUUCUCCAGUAAGAUGUUUUAAUGCUCCUUUUGAAUUUGUUGUUCUCUCAAUGAUCGCAAGGUGUCCAGGCGCUGAGGAUACAAAGCAGCCCACAACCAUGAUGCUCCCUUUACAAUGUUUUACAGUUUGCAUCGAGUUUUUAGUACUGCCAUACAAUGAUCUUCCAAACAGUAUAGUGCAUUCAUGCGAAAAAGUUUCACUUUAAGGGUACAUUCCCACGCGGCAUAUUUGCUGCUGCGUAUUUUAUUUUCUCUGUUGAAGUCAAUGGGUAGGAAAAUACGCAGCAAAAUACGCCGUGUGGGAACGUACCCUUACACACAGUUUCGGAUUUUUUCAAGACUGCAUGGAUGUUUCACAGUGCUUCUGUGAACAUGUUCUAUAGACAUGUUCAACAUAGACAUAGAGGCAACAUUAGUUGAACAUUUUAGCACAAAUAAACAAUGCUAUGUUUGGAAGAAAAAGGACCAUGCACACCAACACAUUAUACUAACUGUAAAGCGGGCAUCAUGGUUUUGGGCAAAAUAAAAGCCAUACACAGUACAACUGCUUAUGUGUUAAGUUUAGUGAGAUUUUGCGGUUUGUCUACACUUGUGACUUAGAUAACUAUCAGAUCAAAUUUUAUUAGAAAUAAAUGCAGAAAUCAAAGUAAUUCCGCAUGUUUCACUUACUUUUCCUUCCUGGCAAUGCAGUCGCACCUCUACGGGAUUUACAUAUAGAAUAUAAGAAGUAUAUUUUAAAUUUUCAUUGUCUGACAUCUCUAUAUUCUAGUAUGUCGCAGGCUCCCCUCAAUGCCUCCCUUAGACUUCAUUUUCCUGGUUUUAGUGCAGUGUUUUCCAACCAGGGUACUUCCAGCUGUUGUAAAAAGUACAACCCCCAGCAUGCCAGGACAGCCAAUCCAGGUAUGACAGGAGUUGUAGUUUAGCAACAUCUGGAGGCAAAUUGAUCUAGUGGCUUCUGAUGCACUAAAGUCUAUUGCAAAUCUUAGAUCUGUACAUCACUUAUUCUCCCAAAUCUUUACCUCCAAGCCUGCUCGACCGCACAUAUACUGUGCAUAUUAGAGAUCAUUCAAAUUGCUAUGCACGUGUAGUGAUGCUAUGGGCUAAGGACAUAAGAAAAUAUCACCAGGCAUUUACUUGUUUGCUGUUAAGUUCCCUUUAUUUUUGUUUUCACUUCAAACUUUGUGAUUGUUAUAUCCAAACAUUAGUAUUCACUUGUAUUCUGGGAGCAGAUUCCAUUGCACUUCUAUGCGAAUACACCAUCCAGUUUCUAAAACAUCAGAAGAUCAUUGAAAAACUGAAUUUUUUUUUUUAAUACUAAAAAGAUUCUGCUAAUA
Molecule: messenger RNA, 2526 nt
Organism: Hyla sarda
Lineage: Eukaryota; Metazoa; Chordata; Amphibia; Anura; Hylidae
Gene: SNRNP35
Product: small nuclear ribonucleoprotein U11/U12 subunit 35
Exons: 2
Coding region: 186-965 (259 amino acids)
Biological process (GO): mRNA splicing, via spliceosome
Cellular component (GO): U12-type spliceosomal complex; precatalytic spliceosome
Molecular function (GO): mRNA binding; snRNA binding
Source: RefSeq, a predicted model, not a curated record